ACUGGGUAUGAUAAAUUCGAUGUGUUUUGUAUAUAUUUCUACAACUAGAAUUACUGUCUAAAAAGUGGGUGCAUUUAAAAUCUGGAUAGACGUAAAUAUUGAGAGGGCCUCUUUUAACAGUAUGAAAAUGAUGAGUUUGUAGCAAACCAACUGUUAGCAGAAAUGUGGAAUAGCUGUAACUCUCAAACACUAAUGGGGUACAAAUUAGUACAGUCACUUUGGAGAGCAAUUUGGCCACAUCUAACAUAGGUAAAAGUGAAUAUACCUCAUGACCCCAAAAUUUAUUCCUGAAUAGAUGCCCUCAGACCCAAUUAUAGGUUUAGAAGUAGAUGUGUAUUCCAGGAUAUAUUGCUACAUGUUAGUGAUAGCAAAAAUAUGACAACAGUGUAUAGGCUAACUGGAGACUAGGUAGAUACAAGACUGGUUGAAAGAGUUUUCACAGAAAGCAAUGGAAGGUCUGGAGGCACAUCUCAGCUCUAGGGGUUGCUGAGAGCUCUGGGAUCUAAACCCAAAGCUGGGCCCCAGCAGAGAGCACCAGGACCGAGAAAGGUGCCCGCCUAACUGUCUGUGAAAAGCAGCAGCGUUGCUUCCGCAGCGGCAGCCAUGGCUCUGCGCUACCCCAUGGCCAUGGGCCUCAACAAGGGCCACAAGGUGACCAAGAGCGUGAGCAAGCCGAGGCACAGCGGCCGCCGCGGCGCCUCACCAAGCACACCAAGUUCUCACGGACAUGAUCUGAGAGUGUGCAGCUUGCCCCGACGAGCGUGUGCCAUGGAGCUGCUCAAGGUCUCUAAGGACGAGAGGGCCCUGAAGUUCAUCAAGAAAAGGGUGGGGACACACAUUCACACCAAGAGGAAGAGAGGGGAGCUGAGCAAUGUCCUUGCAGCCAUGAGGAAGGCAACAGCCAAGAAGGACUGAACCCCACCCCGAUUGCAUAAUAAAAACU
Pipistrellus kuhlii (Kuhl's pipistrelle) is the source of this 943-nucleotide messenger RNA. RefSeq names its product 60S ribosomal protein L36-like. The coding region runs from base 604 to 915 and encodes 103 amino acids. Lineage: Eukaryota; Metazoa; Chordata; Mammalia; Chiroptera; Vespertilionidae. Gene Ontology annotation, cellular component: ribosome; cytosolic large ribosomal subunit. Gene Ontology annotation, molecular function: structural constituent of ribosome. The record is from RefSeq and is a predicted model, not a curated record. The transcript has a single exon. Gene Ontology annotation, biological process: cytoplasmic translation.